AUGACCCUUCAAUGGAGCCGACAUGCGCUUUGGGGCGUCACCGGCGUGGGGGUGCUCGCGGUGGGGAUUACGGGGGUGGCGUUGUACCACCACCGCUUUGCCCGCCAUUUCGCGGUGAAUCCCUCGAGGGCCGAAACCGCGGCUUUCCCCCCUUCCAAGCCCUCUUCGCCUCCAUCCGGGACCCCCCCUCCGCAGGAUGAGGAGCUUUCCCCCGCCAUGCGGGAUAACGCGAUGGGGCUUUUCGAUCUUUUGAAGAAAAAGGCCAACCUGGAUUUCCAGGAAGGCCGCUUCGAGGCGGCCCUCAAAGGCUAUCAAGACUGCAUCGACAUCACCCACGCCUUGGGAAGUCGGGAUCGGGAGGCUGUCAAGCUCGGGCAGGUGGCUUGCGCGAACGCCGUGAUGUGUUAUAUUAAGCUGAAGAAUUUUGACGACGCCUCGUUGGUGGCUUCUUUUAUGCUCGACGAUAAGGCGUUUCCGCUGGAAAGUGAUCUGAAGGUGAAGGUUCUCUUUCGACGAGGUUUGUCCGCCAAGGCGCUCGAUAAAAAGGAGGCGGCUUUGGCAGAUUUCAGGGCAGCGAUGGAGUUAUCGCCCGGCCAGAAGAAUCCUGCAGCGGAGCGAGAGAUUGCAAUGUUGUUGUAA
This is a messenger RNA of Phytomonas sp. Hart1, 639 nucleotides long. NCBI's taxonomy places the organism in Eukaryota, Euglenozoa, Kinetoplastea, Trypanosomatida, Trypanosomatidae. The record is from the annotation of a GenBank genome assembly.